Molecule: messenger RNA, 13456 nt
Organism: Ochotona princeps (American pika)
Lineage: Eukaryota; Metazoa; Chordata; Mammalia; Lagomorpha; Ochotonidae
Gene: LYST
Product: lysosomal trafficking regulator
Exons: 53
Coding region: 213-11588 (3791 amino acids)
Biological process (GO): intracellular protein localization
Cellular component (GO): cytosol; membrane
Molecular function (GO): protein kinase binding
Source: RefSeq, a predicted model, not a curated record
UCUCGGUUUCCUGGGUUACCUGAGGGGGCGGGGGUGGGGACUUGGCGGCGACGGCGGCCAGGACUAGGCGGGAUUCUCCCGGUGCAGGCGGAGCGGGCUGCGACCGCGGAGUCAGCCACAGAGCAGGUGAAAGAAUACUUUUUUCAAAUGGCUUAUGAGCCCAACUCAAACAGACUCUAAAUGUUACAGAAGUUUUGAAAGACUGCUCGGUCAUGAGCACCGACAGUAACUCAUUGGCGCGUGAAUUUCUGACUGAUGUCAACCGGCUUUGCAAUGCAGUGGUUCAGAAGGUGGAGGCCAGGGAGGAAGAAGAGGAGACACACAUGGCAACCCUUGGACAAUACCUCGUCCAUGGUCGGGGAUUUCUGUUACUUACCAAACUAAAUUCCAUCAUUGACCAGGCAUUGACAUGUAGAGAAGAGCUCUUGACUCUUCUCCUCUCACUCCUUCCACUGGUAUGGAAGAUACCUGUUCAGGAGGAAAAGGCAACAGAUUUUAAUCUACCAUUGUCAGCUGAUAUAAUCCUGACCAAAGAAAAGAGUUCAAGUUCACAGAAGUCUACUCAGGAAAAGUUACAUUUAGAAGGAAGUGCCCCAUCUGGUCAGGUUUCUGCAAAAGCAAACAUCGUUCGAAAGAGCAGAAGACAGCGUAAGGUCACACAUCGAUAUUCUGUAAGAGAUGCAAGAAAGACACAACUCUCCACCUCAGAUUCAGAAGCUAACUCAGAUGAAAAAACUAUAGCAACGAGUAAGCACAGAAGGCCCCAUCUGCUACAGCAUUUUGUAACACAGAUUCCUAAAGAUGACUACCUUGCAGUCAAGUUUGACCACUUAGCAACCAAAGAAGAGCAGACUCCUGAUUCAGUGGCUUUGGAUAACUCCGGAGAGAUUAUUUCAGAACAGGAGUCAAACGCCAUCAUUUUAAGUGAGCCAGCUGCCUUGCCUAUUACCAAUAACAUGAACAACUCUCCAUUUGACUUAUGUCAUGUUUUGUUAUCUUUAUUAGAAAAAGUUUGUAAAUUUGACAUGACCUUGAAUCGUAAUUCUGCUCUAGCAGCCAGUGUAGUGCCCACAUUGACUGAAUUCCUAACAGGCUUUGGGGAUUGCUGUAAUCAGCAUGACAAUUUGGAAAGUCUAGUGGUUUCUACAGGUUGGAGUGAAGAACCAGUAGCUUUGAUUCAACGGAUGCUCUAUAGAACGGUGUUACAUCUUAUGUCAGUAGAUAUUAAUACUGCAGAGAUUAUGCCAGAAAGUCUUAGAAAAAAUUUGACUGAAUUGCUUAGGGCAGCUUUAAAGAUGAAAACUUGCCUAGAAAAGCAACCUGACCCUUUUGCACCAAGACAAAAAAAAACACUACAGGAGGUUCAAGAAGACUUUGUAUUUUCAAAAUAUCGUCAUAGAUCCCUUCUUUUACCUGAACUUUUAGAAGGAGUUCUACGGAUCCUGAUCUGUUGUCUUCAAAGUGCAGCUUCAAAUCCCUUAUACUUCAGUCAAGCCAUGGAUUUGGUUCAAGAAUUCAUUCAGCAUCAUGGGCUUAACUUAUUUGAAACGGCAGUUCUUCAAAUGGAAUGGCUGCUUUUAAGAGACGGAGUUCCUCCUGAAACCUCAGAACAUUUGAAAACACUCAUAAAUAGUGUAAUGAAAAUCAUGAGCACUGUCAAAAAAGUAAAAUCAGAGCAGCUGCAUCAUUCGAUGUGUACAAGGAAAAGGCACAGGCGCUGUGAGUAUUCUCACUUCAUGCAUCACCACCGGGAUCUCUCAGGUCUUCUGGUUUCAGCUUUUAAAAAUCAGGUUUCCAAAAGCCCGUUUGAAGAGACUGCAGAUGGAGAUGUUUAUUAUCCUGAACGCUGCUGUUGUAUUGCAGUGUGUGCUCACCAGUGCUUACGCUUAGUACAGCAGGCUUCCUUAAGCAGUACUUGUGUCCAGAUUCUUUCAGGCAUUCAUAACGUUGGGAUAUGCUGUUGUAUGGAUCCCAGAUCUGUUAUUAUCCCUUUGCUACAUGCUUUUAAAUUGCCAGCACUGAAAAAUUUUCAGCAGCAUAUAUUGAAUAUCCUCAGCAAACUUAUUUUGGAACAAUUAGGAGGAGCGGAAAUAGCACAAAAAAUUAAAAAAGCAACUUGCAGCAUUUGUACUGUUGACUCUGACCAACUAGCCAAAUUAGAAGAGAAAUUACAGAGAAGCUCCCAUGAUGCUCUGUCUUCUUCAGGUUUAUCCAGCCCUUCUUACAGAUCUCAAGGGAUCCUACCCAGCAGUGGAUCUGAAGACUUACUAUGGAAGUGGGAUGCUUUGGAGGCUUAUCAGAACUUUGUUUUUGAGGAAGACAGGUUACAUAACAUACAGAUUGCAAAUCACAUUUGCAGUUUAAUCCAAAAAGGCAAUAUAGUUGUUCAGUGGAAAUUAUAUAAUUACAUAUUUAAUCCUGUACUCCAGAGAGGAGUUGAAUUAGCACAUCACUGUCAACAUCUAAGUGUUACUUCUGCUCGAACUCAUACAUGUAGCCAUCAUAAGCAGUGUUUGCCUCAGGAAGUGCUGCAGAUUUAUUUGAAAACUCUGCCUAUCCUGCUGAAAUCCAGGGUUCUUCGAGAUUUAUUUUUAAGUUGCAAUGGAGUAAAUCAAAUAAUUGAAUUAAAUUACUUAGAUGGUACUCGAAGUCAUUCCCUGAAAGCGUUUGAAACUCUGAUAACCAGCUUAGGGGAGCAGCAGAAAGAUUCUUCCAUUGCAAGUACUGAACAGAUAGAGCUGCCGUCCUUAAAUGUAGGAACUACUUUUCAAAACCUGCAAGCUUAUCCAGACUCUCCUCGGAGCCUCAGCAAAUUUUAUGCCAGCCUCAAAGAAGCUUAUCCAACGAAACACAAACCAGUUAACCAGGAUAUGCAUCUCAACACUAUAAACCUAUUCCUCUGUGUGGCGUUUUUAUGUGUCAGUAAAGAAGCAGAGUCUGAUAGAGAGCCUGCCAAUGAUUCAGAAGAUACUUCUGGCUAUGACAGUACAGCCAGUGAGCCUUUAAGUCAUGUCCUGCCAUGUUUAGCUCUUGAGAGCCUUGUCCUGCCUUCUCCUGAACGUAUGCACCAAGCAGCAGAUAUUUGGUCAAUGUGUCGUUGGAUCUACAUGUUGAAUUCAGUCUUCCAGAAACAGUUUUAUAGGCUUGGUGGUUUCCAGGUAUGCCAUAAAUUAAUAUUUGUGAUAAUAAAGAAACUAUUCAGAAAUCCUGAGGAAGAACAGGGAAGAAGGCAAAGAGUUCUAAGUGCAAAUGAAAAGCAAGAUAUAAAUAAAAUUUCCCAACCUGAUAUAACUUCAAAGGAAGAUUUAUUGACUAUAAAAAAUGAUCCUAUACCAUCAGAACUGGGGAUUUCAGAAAAAAGUGCUGACAGUUUAGAUAAAUUAGGUUCACAGCAGAUUUCUUCCAUGAAUUUGGAGCAAAUUUCAGCGGCUGAAGCUGCUUAUGGAGAAGUAAAGGCAUUUAUCAACCAAGAAAGAGAGACUUUACUUCAGAGUAUACGACUUUUGGAAGCUCUUCUGGCCAUUUGUCUUCAUGGUGCCAGAACUAGUCAACAAAAGAUGGAAUUGGAGUUAUCUAAUCAGGACUUUUCAGUGGAAAAUAUUUUGUUGGAAAUGAGGGACCAUCUUUCCCAGUCAAAGGUGAUUGAAACAGAAUUAGCAAAGCCUUUGCUUGAUGCUCUGCUUCGAGUUGCUGUGGGGAAUCAUUCAACAGAUUUUGAAAAUAAUGAUACUUUGACUGAGCAGAGUCAUCCAUCUGAGGAGGAAACGCCAUCUCAGCCUGGGGAAUUUUCAGAGGCGGCUGAGGCUUCUCAGUGCUGCAGUUUCGGACUUGUGGUUGAAGAAGAAGGUUACGAAGCAGACAGUGAAAGCAAUCCAGAGGAUGGCGAAGCCCAGGAUGAUGGGCUAAACUUAAAACCUGAAGCAGAAGGUUUCAGUACGUCAAUCAGUCCAAAUGACUUACUUGAAAAUAUUAACCAAGGGGAAAUAAUAUAUCCUGAAAUUUGUAUGCUAGAGCUAAGUUUACUUUCUGGUAGUAAAGCUAAACUUGAUGUGCUCGCCCAUGUAUUUGAGAGUUUUUUGAAAAUUAUCAGGCAGAAAGAAAAGAAUAUUUUCCUGCUCAUGCAACAGGGAACUGUGAAAAAUCUUUUAGGAGGGUUCUUGAGUAUUUUAACACAGACUGAUUCAGAUUUUCAAGCAUGCCAGAGAGUAUUGGUGGAUCUUUUAGUAUCUUUGAUGAGUUCAAGAACAUGUUCAGAAGAGCUAAUCCUUCUUUUGAGAAUAUUUCUGGAGAAAUCUCCUUGUACAGAAAUUCUUCUUCUGGGUCUUCUGAAAAUUGUUGAAAGUGAUAUUAUUAUGAGUCCUUCACAAUAUCUAACCUUCCCUUUACUGCAUACCCCAAGUAUGGGUAAUGGUGUUCCUUCACAAAAGUGUCCUGGGAUUCUAAACAGUAAGGCCAUGGGGUUACUGAGAAGAGCGCGACUUUCACGAAGCAAGAAAGAGACCAAUAGAGAAAGUUUUCCCCAUCGGUUGCUUUCUUCUUGGCACAUAGCCCCAGUCCACUUGCCGUUACUGGGGCAAAACUGCUGGCCACACCUAUCAGAAGGUUUCAGCAUUUCGUUGUGGUUUAAUGUGGAAUGUAUUCAUGAAUCAGACCAUACCAUAGAAAGAAGAAUGAAGAUAAAGAAAAGAAACAAAUCAUUAAUUUUACAAGACAGCAGUUUUGAUGGAACAGACAAUGACAGACCAGAAAGUGCAGAGUACACGCAUCCUGGCGAAAGACUGAUAGAAGAAGGCUGUAUUCAUAUCAUUUCACUGGGAUCCAAAGCAUUGAUGAUCCAAGUGUGGGCUGAUCCCCGUAUUGGCACUUUUAUUUUUCGUGUGUGCGUGGACUCAAAUGAUGACAUGAAGGCUGUGUCACUAGCACAGGCUGAAUCUCAGGAGAAUGCUUUCCUUCCAAGUAAAUGGCAACAUUUAGUACUCACCUAUUUACAGCAGCCCCAAGGCAAAAAGAACAUCCAUGGGAAUAUCUCCAUAUGGGUGUCUGGACAGAGAAAGUCUGACAUCCCUUUGGAUUUUGUGCUUCCAAGAAAAACAAGUUUGUCAUCUGAUAGCAAUAAAACAUUUUGCAUGAUUGGACAUUGUUUAUCAUCCCAGGAAGAGUUUUUACAGUUGACUGGAAAAUGGGACCUGGGAAAUUUGCUCCUCUUUAAUGGAGCCAGGAUUGGUUCUCAGGAGGCCUUUUAUCUGUUUGCUUGUGGACCCAACCAUACAUCUCUCAUGCCUUGUAAAUAUGGCAAGCCACUCAAUGACUACUCCAGGUACAUUAAUAAAGAAAUUUUACGAUGUGAACAAAUCAGGCAACUUUUUAUGACCAAGAAGGACAUGGACAUUGGUCUCCUAAUUGAAAGUCUUUCCAUUGUCUAUACAACUUACUGUCCUGCUCAGUAUACCAUCUAUGAGCCAGUGAUUAGACUUAAAGGGCAAAUGAAAACUCAACUCUCUCAAAGACCCUUCAGCUCCAAAGAAGUACAGAGCAUCUUAUUAGAACCUCAUUUUCUAAAAAAUCUCCAGCCUACAGAAUGUAAAACUAUUCAAGGCAUUCUGCAUGAGAUUGGUGGAACUGGUAUAUUUGUUUUUCUCUUUGCUAGGGUUGUUGAACUCAGCAGCUGUGAAGAAACUCAAGCACUAGCACUGCGAGUGCUACUCUCAUUAAUUAAAUACAACCACCAGAGAGUACAUGAGUUAGAAAAUUGUAAUGGACUUUCCAUGAUCCAUCAGGUGUUGAUGAAACAAAAAUGUGUAGUUGGUUUUCACAUUUUGAAGACCCUUCUUGAAGGUUGCUGUGGUGAAGAAAUUAUUCAUAUCAAUGAAAAUGGAGAGUUUAAGUUGGAUGUAGAAUCUAAUGCAAUAAUCCAAGAUACUAAACUCUUAGAAGAGCUGUUGCUCGACUGGAAGAUAUGGAACAAAGCAGAGCCAGGUGUCUGGGAAACUCUGCUAACAGCUCUAGAAGUCCUCAUCCGAGCAGAACACAGUCAACAGAGAUUUAAUAUUAAGCAGUUAUUGAAAGCUCAAGUGGUUCAUCGCUUUCUGCUGACUUGUCAGGUUUUGCAGGAACACAAAGAGGGGCAGCUUACAUCUUUGCCCCGAGAGGUUUGUAGAUCAUUUGUGAAAAUUAUAGCAGAAGUCCUUGGAUCUCCUCCAGAUCUGGAAUUAUUGACAAUUAUCUUCAAUUUCCUUUUAGCAGUCCACCCUCCUACUAAUACUUAUGUUUGUCACAACCCCACAAAUUUCUAUUUUUCUUUGCAUAUAGAUGGCAAGAUCUUUCAAGAGAAAGUGCAGUCAAUCAUGUACUUGAGACAUUCCAGCAGCGGAGGGAGACCUCCUGUUAAUCCUGGAUUUAUGGUAGUAAGCCCAUCUGAUUUUACUGCUUCACCACCUGAAGGAAACAAUCCCUCCAAUGUUAUUCCACAACAAAUGGCUGCCCAUAUGUUGCGUUCUAAAAGUCUGCCAGCAUUUCCUACUUCACCACUAACACACCCACGAAAAUUGACUGGAAGUUUGGGCUGUAGUAUUGACAAGUUACAAAAUAUAGCAGAUACUUAUGUUGCUGCUCAACUAGAGAAGCAGAAUGCUUUGGAGAGUUCUGGCACACUGAAAAAAGGCAAAGAGGAAGCAUUUAUCAGUAGCUGUGAGUCUGCAAAAACUGUUUGUGAAAUGGAAGCUAUCCUCUCAGCGCAUGCCUCUGUCAGUGGUGUCCAAACAGGAACCCAGGGACUUCCAGGAGUCAAAGCAGAUCAUAAAGAGUUGGGAACAGAGCCCGGAUUUGAUGAUGACAGUCCUGGGGAUGGGUCCAACCUGCGUCGACCUGAUUACUUAAAGGGACUGGCCUCUUUCCAGCGAAGCCACAGCAGUAUUGCAAGCCUUGGGUUAGCUUUUCCUUCACAGAAUGGAUCCGCAGCUGUUGGCCGUUGGCCAAGUCUUGCUGAUAGGAACACCGAUGACUGGGAAGAUUUUGCCUUUUCCCUUGGUUAUGAACCAAACUACAACCGAAAUGCAAGUGCUCAAAGUGUAACUGAAGACUGUUUGGUACCUAUAUGCUGUGGGUUAUAUGAACUCUUAAGUGGACUUCUUCUCAUCCUGCCUGAUAUUAUGCUUGAAGAUGUGAUGGACAAGCUUAUUCAAGCAGAUACACUUUUAGUCCUCGUUAACCACCCAUCACCAGCUAUACAACAAGGAGUUAUUAAACUAUUAGAAGCGUAUUUUAAUAGAGCAUCUAAGGAACAAAAAGAUAAAUUCCUGAAGAAUCGUGGUUUUUCCUUGCUUGCCAACCAGUUGUAUCUUCACCGGGGAACUCAGGAAUUAUUGGAGUGCUUCAUUGAAAUGUUCUUUGGUCGGCGCAUUGGCCUUGAUGAAGAAUUUGAUCUGGAAGAUGUGAAAAAUAUGGACCUUUUUCAGAAGUGGUCUGUCAUUCCUAUUCUAGGACUAAUAGAGACCUCUCUAUAUGACAAUAUGCUCUUACAUAAUGCUCUUUUACUUCUGCUUCAAAUUUUGAAUUCUUGUUCUAAGGUAGCAGAUAUGUUGUUGGAUAAUGGUCUACUCUAUGUGUUAUGCAAUACAGUGGCAGCCCUGAAUGGAUUAGAAAAGAACAUUCCUUUGAAGGAAUACAAAUUGCUUGCUUGUGAUAUACAGCGACUUUUCAUUGCGGUUACAAUUCAUGCAUGCAGUUCCUCUGGCCCACAGUAUUUUAGAGUUAUUGAAGACCUUGUUGUAUUGCUUGGAUAUCUCCAAAAUAGCAAAAACAAGAGUACUCAAAAUAUGGCUAUUGCACUACAGCUCAGACUUCUUCAGGCUGCUAUGGAAUUUAUAAGGACCACUGCAAAUCAUGAUGCUGAAAACCUUACAGAGUCAUUCCAGGCAACUUCUCCCCAUCAUGCAGGACUUCAGAAGCGGAAAAGCAUUGCUGGGCCUCGAAAAUUUCCCCUAACUCAGACUGAAUCCCUGAUGAUGAAAAUGCGUUCAGUAGCAAGUGAUGAGCUUCAUAUGAUGAUGCAACGGAGAAUGAGCCAAGAGAGCCCUAGCCAGGCAACUGAAACGGAGCUGGCCCAGAGAUUGCAGAGACUCACUGUCUUAGCAGUCAACAGGAUUAUUUAUCAAGAGUUUAAUUCAGACAUUGUUGACAUUUUGAGAACUCCAGAAAAUGCAACCCAAUGCAAGAGCUCCGAUUGCCAGACUGAAAUUACUGAAGAAAAUAUUCACCAUGAACAGCCCUCUGGUGUCAAUCCAUUUCAGAAAGAAAUGUUCACAUAUCUGAUAGAAGGAUUCAAAGUAUCUAUUGCUUCAAGUAAAACCAGUGCUUCUAAGCAGCAGUGGACUAAAAUCCUAUGCUCUUGCAAGGAAACCUUCCGCAUGCAGCUUGGUAGAUUACUAGUGCAUAUUUUGUCACCAACCCAUACUGCACAACAGAGAAAACAAAUUUUUGAAAUAGUUCAUGAACCAAAUCAUCAGGAAAUACUACGAGACUGUCUCAUCCCAUCCCUGCAACAUGGAGCCAAGUUAGUUUUAUAUUUGUCAGAACUGAUGCAUAACCACCAAGAUGAAUUGACUGAAGAUGAACUCGACACAGCAGAACUGCUUAUGAGUGCCUUAAAACUGUGUGGUCACAAGUGCAUCCCUCCCAGUGCAUCCACCAAACCAGACCUUCUUAAAAUGAUCAAAGAGGAACAAAAAAAAUAUGAAACUGAAGAAGGUGUAAGUAAAGCCUCCUGGCAGAGAACAGUGAAUAAUAAUCAACAAAGUCUUUUUCAGCGUCUGGAUUCAAAAUCGAAGGAUAUAUCUAAAAUAGCUGCAGAUAUCACCCAGGCAGUAUCACUCUCCCAAGGGAUUGAGAGAAAAAAGGUGAUACAACAUAUCAGAGGAAUGUAUAAAGUAGACUUGAGUGCCAGCAGACAUUGGCAGGAACUUAUUCAACAAUUGACACAUGAUAGAGCAGUCUGGUAUGACCCAAUCUACUAUCCAGCCUCAUGGCAGUUGGAUCCAACAGAAGGACCAAACCGAGAGAGGAGACGUUUACAGAGGUGUUACUUAACUAUUCCAAAUAAGUAUCUCCUUAGGGAUAGACAGAAAUCAGAAGAGGCGAUCAAACCACCACUUUCUUACCUAUUUGAAGACAAAACACAUUCUUCUUUCUCUUCUACUGUCAAAGACAAAGCUGCAAGUGAAUCUAUAAGAGUAAAUCGAAGAUGUAUCAGUGUAGCACCAUCUAGAGAGACAGCUGGUGAAUUGUUAUUAGGUAAAUGUGGAAUGUAUUUUGUGGAAGAUAAUGCUUCUGAUACAAUUGAAAGUUCGAACCUUCAGGGAGAGUUGGAACCAGCAUCAUUUUCCUGGACAUAUGAAGAAAUUAAAGAAGUUCACAAGCGUUGGUGGCAGUUGAGAGAUAAUGCUGUGGAAAUCUUUUUAACAAAUGGCAGAACACUCCUAUUAGCAUUUGAUAACACUAAGAUUCGUGACGAUGUGUACCACAGUAUACUCACAAAUAACCUCCCAAAUCUUCUGGAAUAUGGUAAUAUCACUGCUCUGACAAAUUUGUGGUAUGCUGGACAAAUUACCAACUUUGAGUAUUUGACUCACUUAAACAAACAUGCUGGCCGAUCCUUCAAUGAUCUCAUGCAGUAUCCAGUGUUCCCAUUUAUACUCGCUGACUAUGUGAGUGAGACCCUUGACCUCAAUGAUCCAUCAAUCUACAGAAAUCUCUCUAAGCCUAUAGCUGUGCAGUAUAAAGAAAAAGAAGAUCGUUACGUGGACACAUAUAAGUACUUGGAGGAGGAGUACCGCAAAGGUGCCAGGGAGGACGACCCCAUGCCGCCCGUGCAGCCAUAUCACUACGGCUCCCACUAUUCCAACAGCGGCACCGUGCUUCACUUCCUGGUUAGAAUGCCUCCUUUCACCAAAAUGUUUUUAGCCUAUCAAGAUCAAAGUUUUGACAUUCCAGACAGAACUUUUCAUUCUACAAAUACGACUUGGCGCCUCUCCUCUUUUGAAUCCAUGACUGAUGUGAAGGAACUUAUCCCGGAGUUUUUCUAUCUUCCAGAGUUUCUAGUUAACCGUGAAGGUUUUGAUUUUGGUGUACGUCAGAAUGGUGAACGAGUGAAUCAUGUCAACCUGCCCCCUUGGGCACGUAACGAUCCUCGUCUUUUUAUCCUCAUCCAUCGGCAGGCUCUGGAGUCUGACUAUGUGUCCCAGAACAUCUGUCAGUGGAUUGAUUUGGUGUUUGGGUAUAAACAAAAGGGGAAAGCUUCUGUCCAAGCCAUCAAUGUUUUCCAUCCUGCUACGUAUUUUGGAAUGGAUGUCUCAGCAGUUGAAGAUCCAGUUCAGAGACGCGCACUAGAAACCAUGAUAAAAACCUAUGGGCAAACUCCUCGUCAGCUCUUCCACACAGCCCAUGCAAACAGACCUGGAGCAAAACUCAACAUUGAAGGAGAACUCCCAGCUGCUGUGGGGUUGUUAGUGCAGUUUGCUUUCAGGGAGACUCGAGAACAAGUCAAAGAAAUUACUUAUCCGAGUCCUUUGUCAUGGAUAAAAGGCUUGAAAUGGGGGGAGUAUGUAGGUUCACCAAGUGCUCCAGUACCUGUGAUCUGCUUCAGCCAGCCCCAUGGAGAAAGGUUUGGUUCCCUCCAGGCUCUGCCCACCAGAGCAAUCUGUGGUUUAUCCCAAAAUUUCUGUCUUCUUAUGACGUACAGCAAGGAGCAAGGUGUGAGAAGCAUGAACAGCACUGACAUUCAGUGGUCAGCCAUUCUGAGUUGGGGUUAUGCUGAUAACAUUCUGAGGCUGAAGAGUAAGCAAAGUGAGCCUCCAAUAAACUUUAUACAAAGUUCACAACAAUACCAGGUGACUAGUUGUGCCUGGGUGCCUGACAGUUGCCAGCUGUUUACCGGGAGCAGAUGUGGUGUUAUCACAGCCUAUACCAACAGAUUCACCAGCAGUACGCCAUCCGAGCUAGAAAUGGAGACCCAGAUCCACCUCUAUGGGCACACAGAAGAGAUAACUAGCCUGUUUGUUUGUAAACCGUACAGUAUUAUGAUAAGUGUGAGCAGAGAUGGAACCUGCAUCAUAUGGGAUCUGAACAGGCUGUGCUAUGUGCAAAGUCUCACAGGACACAAAAGCCCAGUCACUGCUGUGUCUGCUAGUGAAACGUCAGGUGACAUUGCCACGGUGUGUGACUCAGCUGGCGGAGGCAGUGACCUCAGGCUGUGGACAGUGAAUGGGGACCUAGUUGGACAUGUCCACUGCAGGGAGAUCAUUUGUUCCGUUGCUUUCUCCAACCAACCUGAGGGAGUAUCUAUCAAUGUCAUUGCUGGAGGUUUGGAAAAUGGAAUUGUAAGGUUAUGGAGUACAUGGGACUUAAAGCCUGUGAGAGAAAUUACAUUUCCCAAGUCAAAUAAACCUAUCAUAAGUCUUACCUUUUCUUGCGAUGGGCACCAUUUAUACACGGCCAACAGUGAUGGCACUGUGAUUGCCUGGUGUCGGAAGGACCAGCAGCGCCUGAAACAGCCAAUGUUCUAUUCCUUCCUUAGCAGCUAUGCAGCUGGAUGAAGGUGAGAGAACACGACACUUUCCAAAGCACUGUAACUCCAAACUAGAUUUGUUGACCUCACCCAUUGCAAGACAUGGAACCUGAAAAAAUGGAUGAGCAAAAAGACCAUCUAGACAAUGGUAAAAUGUCUUCAUCUGUGCAAAAUUCUAAAGCUCAGGUGGUCCGAGAGGAAAGUUCUGUUCUAGUUUAGUGAUAAUCUAGAAGACUGUAACAGUAUGCACUGAACAAGUUUGAAAUCUUGCAUGGUAAAUUAAGGUCAUUCUGAGUUUUUUGUGCCACGUAAGUAUUCUGAAGAAAAAACUAAAGUCUCCCUUUUUCUGUUAUUCCAAGAGGGCCAGUAGAAUUUCAGUUAAUCAGCUAAUUGUUUCUAGAAAAUAUCCUAAAAGUUGUAUGUAAAGAGAUUUCUGCUUUGAGAUACCUACACACACAAACAAGAAAAAGAAUUUUCAGCGCUCAGCAAUUGCUUUCUUUAAGAAGCAAAUUAUAGGUACCUCAGCACCAAAUAUUUUAUGAAAUAUCUGAAUAAUAAAAAUAAACUACAAAUGAAUUUAGUAAAAAAUAAACUACAACUUUGAUCAGUUUUUGCCAAUUGCUUUCUUAGAGCAAAGGAGAGCCACAAAUUUUUGACAGCCACAAACAAGAAUACAGGUAUCUUUGAUUUCAGGCAUAUUCUGUUUCUUCUUAAAAUUUUUGCUUAAAAUUUGUAGCACUAAAUGUUGAACAUCCCUAAUGGAGUUACUAAGAGUUAAACACAGUCACUGUCAUGCUAACUGCUGCUUAAGGAUUCAGUGCUGACUCACUUGUGGGAACAGAAACCUCUGCAAGGAGUUUGCACAGAUUUGAUUACAGAGCUUAGACAAGGCACCUCAUCCAACCUGCAGGAACAAUUUGCUUCCCUGCAAUAAAACUGUCAAAAAAAAAUGCUUGCUCUAUUGUAAACUGGAGGCAGAAGAAUACUUUGAGGAACUAUUUCACUGUUUCCACUAACUUGAGAAUUCUAGGAACAAUAGAAAAAUCUUAGUGUGAGCUACAGACAAAGGAAAUACCAUAAAGCCAGAAUUCCUGACCCUGUGUUGGAGCAGUCUGUCUCUCAUGCUAUUACAGCUGUAUUUUGACUUAGGGUGCUGUUUUAUUGGCUUUGAACACACAGUAAAGUAAGCUGAAUGAUGUUAACAAAACUACAAAAGUAUGUAUUCCUGCCUAUGAAUAAGGUGUGAUUUGUUGUGGAAAUUUGAUUCACAUGGUGUUUACAGAACUACUUUUGUAACUUUCAGGCUUUCUAUGACAUUCUGCAUAAAAAUAUAUAAAAUACAAUUCCAUAGUCUCUGCUGUUGAAAUAGGUAAGCGAGUAGUGUCCUUUCUCGUCUGCUUUACACCUUGACUGCAUACCUACAUAAGGACACGUAGCAGGCUAUAUUUUAUACCAUGGUUAGUACCAGCCAUGUGGUAAAUCUGAGGUCCAUAUAAAGGCAGAGAUAAAAUUAUUCCUAUUCACAUUGAAGUGAUCUGCUUUGUUCAAAAGAAAUUGCAGCUAUUGUCUAACUUUGAUUUUUUUUACUAAGAACUUUACAUAGCCCCCUGUUACAAUGGGGUUGCUACUCAGUCUUUUUUUAAGGCUGAAUUUCAUCAUUUAUCUAAAGAGAAAAUAUGCAAAUAACUGGUCUUGUUAAGAGUGCAAUAUUAUAUUUUUAUGUAAAAAUAAAUGUUAAUUGGGGGACUAUUUAUUAAGCAUGGAAGUUAAUGUGUAUAUGUUUGAAACGCUUCAUAAUGUGCAUGUUGUAGCAAACAUUUCUGUAAAUUGUCACAAGUUCUGUUACCUUUGUAUACACUGCCACUUCAAUUUGGAAAUAAAUUUCAUAAAAAUAGA